Messenger RNA from Ciona intestinalis (vase tunicate), 1915 nucleotides. Lineage: Eukaryota; Metazoa; Chordata; Ascidiacea; Phlebobranchia; Cionidae. The record is from RefSeq and is a predicted model, not a curated record.
CGUUGUCAGCACCUGGGAUGGAAACAAUUUCAAUAAUUCCUCUUCGAUCUCAUAUAAAACCAACAUAUAAAUAGAUGUAUAUAGUAGGGGAGUAUAAUACACAGCAGUAUGGAUAUAAGAGUGUCUGGUUCACAAACCGUUUACAAUGACAAAGCAGCAGCCAGAGUUGUGGGGGCACGGUUGCGAAAUUUACUCAAACUUCCCAAAGCCCACAAGAUGUGUAUAUUUGAGUGGUUUUAUUCUCAUUUGGACACUGCUCUUCUAAAAGGAGAUAAUGAUUUUUGCAUGUGCUUGAAAGAGUCAUUUCCGGGACUUAAAACAAGAAAUUUAACAAGAGCUCAUUGGUGCAAAAUAAGAAGAUUGAUGGGGAAACCAAGAAGAUGUUCGGCGGCUUUCUUUGAAGAAGAGCGAGCUGCAUUAAACAACAAAAGAGAUAGAAUACGGCAACUGCAGCAAAGUAAAAUUGGAAGGGAAAACACGGACGCAUGGUGUGAUUUGCCCCGUGAGGUUCCAAUGCCACUGGUGGUCGGUACCAAUGUUACCGGGCACCUCCAUGGAAGCCACGAUGGUUUGUUCACCGGCCAAAUUGAUGCUGUUGAUAUUUUAAAUUCUUCCUAUAGAGUCAUCUUUGAUCGUCAGAAUAUUGGAAUACGAACUGUGCGGGAUAUUGAUGUAUCUAGCUCUGAACCGCAAGAAACAAUCAAUUUGCUCUCUUUGAUGGAAAACAAACGGCAUAUACCAAGAUCAUCGUCUAAGUUCUCGAUGAUGCAUCUUGAUCCAGAUAGCACUCUACAAAGCCCUUCCAGUGAACAUGAUCCUAUUUUAGGUCGUUCUCCAUUGAGAAGCAAGUUACUUGGGUCUUUAAAUGAAAAUGGUGGAACUAUAGGAGGAUUUCCUGUGCAGCUUCUAAAGAGUAUUGCCCGACUUUCAAAAAUCCUUACAAUCAAACGAGAUAAAAUUCAUAAGCUUGGUGAAAUGAAUUCUCAAGCAGAAAAAGCGAAUUCUUAUGGGGAAGCACUAUCGCUAGAAUUUCAAAGAAAGUAUGCAACAAUUGUUCUUGACUUGGAAAGAAUUAACAAAGAUUUAAAUGAACUUUUGGUGAGUGUGCAAAAGUUUUGCAGUGAACUGUAUCCAGAACAAAGCUCACCGAAUGAUCAGGUUGCUCAGAUUCGCCAAUUGUGCUUGACCAGAGCUGAAGAAAUGGUGCGUACAAAGAAUGUUGGUGAUGAUGUUGCUGCUGGUUCAAAACGAGCGAUUAAAAACCAUGCUAUGACAGACCUUAUCACGCAUCUUACUGCCUUAAUGAUGCAAGUAAAAUACUUUAAGGAAAACAUUGGAAACUCGAUUGAAUACAAGUCGCUUAUUGAUGCUUUGAAAGAAAUAAAGUUAAAGAUUUCAUCUGAAAAUUUGGACAGUUUUCGUAACAAUGUUGAAAUUCAUAUUGUGCAUGUCAAAAGUGGAAUGGACCAAAGUGAGCUUGGGACACCAAGUUUUAGUUAAUACAUAAAACUCUUGAUUGCGAUGUUUUUCUUACUUUGUUAGUUAUAGGAAAAAAUGAAUUAAUAUAGCUGGUGUUUCAUCUCUGAUUUGUCGAAAAAUAAAGUUAAACAUUAUCAGUUUGUUGUGAAAAGUAAUGUAACAAAUCUGCAGUUACACUAAGACUAAUGAGUCAUUUUUUGAUGUACCCCAAUAUUGGGGAUCCUGCUUUAUCGCUUUUGCAUAUUGUGUUCUCAUUCACAGUUUAACAUAUAUUACUAGCAGAUGAAAGAAUAUAUUGUACAUUAGAAUGGCUUAUAUUUUUUAUUUGUGGUUUGAGUCUAACCUGUUCUACUGUGAACCUGCUCUUAAUAAUUGAAACCCAAUUACAAUUACCAAUGUAUAAUAGACAAAUUUGAAAAUCCUAAAUUUAAAUACA